UUCACCAUCCGUCACUGCCUACGUCCAGAAAUCAACUCGUACCACGGGAGAGCCCAAGGCAAGGCAGGGCAAGCAGCAGUCGUGCCGGACGCACACGAAGGGGUUCUGCCAAAGGGAGUUGCGCGAGGCCAGCUUCCUUUGCCAUGUCCGAACUGUCUGCCUUUGUCAAUCAGCAGGUACUUGCUGUGACACAGGAUGGUCGGGUGAUCACGGGCACUCUCGCAGGGUCUGACAACCUGGGCAGCGUCAUUCUGGCCGGCUGCGUGGAGCGCGUAUACAGCACCGAUGCGGGCGUAGAAGAGGUCCCCCUCGGCCUCUACAUCAUUCGUGGAGAUAGCUUAUCCCUCAUUGGUCAACUGGACGUUGAAAAGGACAAGGCUACGGACCUGGCGUCAAUACGAGUCGAGCCGAUACCGGAGACUCGCCACAUCUAAGCGAGACAGAAGGGAGGGAGUGCCUAGCAUUAGAGGAAAAAAGGGGGGGGGGGGCAAGGAGGAAG
This is a messenger RNA of Acaromyces ingoldii, 499 nucleotides long. RefSeq lists its product as hypothetical. The transcript has 3 exons. Gene Ontology annotation, cellular component: U6 snRNP; U4/U6 x U5 tri-snRNP complex; precatalytic spliceosome. Bases 144 to 434 code for a protein of 96 amino acids. NCBI's taxonomy places the organism in Eukaryota, Fungi, Basidiomycota, Exobasidiomycetes, Exobasidiales, Cryptobasidiaceae. Gene Ontology annotation, molecular function: RNA binding. The record is from RefSeq and is a predicted model, not a curated record. Gene Ontology annotation, biological process: mRNA splicing, via spliceosome.